AUGACCACAUCCCUAGGCCUCUCAUUACCUGCCUCGGGUCACAAGAAACGGAAGCAGCGUGCAUCCGACGCAGACCACGAUGUACCCAGGAAGAAGAAGAAAGAGAAAUUGAAACAGGACACGGGGAAGCUCCCCACCGAACCUUCGACAAGUGAAUUCCGGGUGACAAAGGCAACCAUAACACUCUCUGUACCUCCUGUAUUCGCCAGUAAUCUACGCACGGGAGUGGAGGAAAUGUUAGAUAGCAUGAUUAUGCGAUAUAUCCCGUCCUUGUGUGGUGUUCUCUUGGCUCAUUCAAAUUUACAUUUCCUAAGUCCAACGGCGAGCAUAAAUGCCGAUUGUCCUUUCGCGAUCUGUAACGUUACUUUCGAUGCUACGGUCUGGAGCCCAAGUAUAGCCAUGAAACUUAUUGGCAAAAUUAUUAUGUACUCUCCCGAUCAUGUCUCGCUUCUCCUCCACCGUACCUUUAACGUUUCCAUACCACGACAUCACAUUCCGCAAGAUGUUUGGGAAUUCGAAUAUGGUCCUGCAGAAAAUGAUCCCGAGUAUGGAGAAGGUGCUGUAGGGUCACCUGUCGAUAGAGAAGGGGAUGCAGGAAUGAAGGAUAGUGAUGCUGAGAAGAUGGAUGCUGAGAAGACGGAAGACGAAGCGGUACCGGAAGCGAGCGGACAGUGGGUACACCGUUUGACGGGGACGAAGCUUGGCGGCACAGAUGGGUAUCUAGAGUUUACAGUCAUUGGAAAAACUGUGGCGAACGAAAUGCUCUCCCUUCAGGGAUCGAUACAGUCUGAUCCCUUUUCUGAAGAACACUCUACUACACAAUCAGGGAAGAGCUCCCGCAAAAAACGUGAUAAAUAA
Suillus fuscotomentosus is the source of this 858-nucleotide messenger RNA. RefSeq lists its product as uncharacterized. Gene Ontology annotation, biological process: DNA-templated transcription initiation. The coding region runs from base 1 to 858 and encodes 285 amino acids. Gene Ontology annotation, cellular component: RNA polymerase I complex. The transcript has 4 exons. The record is from RefSeq and is a predicted model, not a curated record. NCBI's taxonomy places the organism in Eukaryota, Fungi, Basidiomycota, Agaricomycetes, Boletales, Suillaceae.